AUGGCGUCCUCCUCGCCGCCGCACGUCGUGGAGGACGUGCCCCCGUUCCUGCAGCUCCUCAGCGACGGCACGGUGAUCCGCUUCACUGACGCCUACCCGCUCCCCAUCCCGUCGCCGCCGCCCGGCCAGCCCGUCGUCGACUGGAAGGACGUUCUGUACGACGCCAGCCACGGCCUCAAGCUCCGCAUCUACAGGCCGGCGGCGGCCUCCUCCUCCGGGAACAAGCUCCCGGUGAUCGUCUACUUCCACGGCGGCGGGUACAGCAUCGGUAGCUUCGACAUGCCCAACUUCCAUGCGUGCUGCGUCCGCCUCGCCGGCGAGCUCCCGGCUUUGGUGCUCUCUGCAGACUACCGCCUCGCCCCCGAGCACCGCUUCCCCGCGGGUCUCGACGACGCGGCGAACGUCGUGUCCUGGGUGCGCGCCCAGGCAGCGGCUGUUGGGGACAACGCCGACCCAUGGCUCUCGGAGACGGCGAACUUCGGCCGGGUGUUCGUCGCCGGGGACUCGGCCGGCGGGGGCGUCGUCCACCACACGGCCGUCCGCCUCGCGUCGGGCCGGUUAGGCCCCCUCGACCCCGUUCGCGUCGCCGGGUGCGCGAUGCUCUGCCCGAUGUUCGGCGGGGAGGAGAGGACGGCGUCGGAGGCGGAGUUCCCGCCGGGCCCGUUCCUGUCGCUGCCGGCGGUCGACCAGGCGUGGCGCCUGGUGCUGCCGCCUGGGUCCACGAGGGACCACCCGCUGGCCAACCCGUUCGGCCCGGACAGCCCGGCCCUUGACGGCGUCGCGCUGCCUCCGAUGCUCGUUGUGGCCGCCGCGCGCGACCUGCUGCGCGACCGCGCCGCGGACUAUGCCGCGAGGCUCAAGGCCAUGGGGAAGCCGGUGGAGCUCGUGGAGUUCGAGGGGCAGCACCACGGGUUCUUCGCGGUCGAGCCGUACGGCGACGCCGGCAGCGAGGUGGUCCGGCUCGUCAAACGGUUUGUCUACGGCAACGGCGGCGCCUCCGACUAA
Molecule: messenger RNA, 1005 nt
Organism: Triticum turgidum subsp. durum (durum wheat)
Lineage: Eukaryota; Viridiplantae; Streptophyta; Magnoliopsida; Poales; Poaceae
Source: the annotation of a GenBank genome assembly